Messenger RNA from Helicoverpa zea (corn earworm), 908 nucleotides. RefSeq names its product MORN repeat-containing protein 5-like. NCBI's taxonomy places the organism in Eukaryota, Metazoa, Arthropoda, Insecta, Lepidoptera, Noctuidae. The coding region runs from base 35 to 874 and encodes 279 amino acids. The record is from RefSeq and is a predicted model, not a curated record. The transcript has 7 exons.
CAAAGCUACGCACGUUUCCCAAUGGCAAAGCCUAAUGAGGGAUUUUACUCGUGCACGUGAAAUUAAAUGCCAAGCAGCACCACUGGAUUUAACGACCCGCUCUCGACGCAUGAUCAAGGAUUUCAGCACUGGUUCUAAUUAUGAGGGCGAGUUCGACUAUAUGGGCAUGAAUGGCUAUGGAGAGUAUACAUUUCCCAAUGGAGUCCGCUAUGAAGGCAGUUUCAAAGACGGACGUAUGCACGGCAAAGGCUCCCUGCGCUAUGCUACCGAGGUCGGUACAUGCGUUAUUCGUGGCAGGUUCCAUAACGGCAUCAUGGUCGAGAGGUCACUGCUCUUCUCCGAUACCCUGGAGCAUAAUGAGGACAAUUGGAAGUACUGCUUGAUGCCUGAUAGAAGAUUCGCCGUAGAAUACGACAUAGAUUUGAUGCCAGCUGGCAAAUCAUUCCUGACUGCCGAUCAACCUACAAAAGAGAUACCCCCGGGUUAUUAUGACACGGGCGAUGGCUUCUACAAUCCAAUAACUAAAGUCAUAUGCAAGUAUGAGGAUCUCAGUGCCAUUACGAGAGCCCCAUCAGAGCGUGAGCAGCAAUGGAUACUAGAUAACUGUCGCAUUGGCACUGAGGCCCCUCUAGGUGCUCGGAUGGACCUGUACGAGCGAUGGUUGGAGCCAGCCUGGAUCCAGGCGCCACAACCGCCUCCGGCUGCUGGCAUCAAGACCUCUACUAUGACUUCCUUCAAGCGACAAUCUAUAAUAAGUACUUCUGAGUUCGACUAUGACAAGAAGCCAGCAUUCUACGACGCUGCAAAGACUGCUAAUUUGGAAGAAUUUAUGCCCAAGCGUAGAUUCAGGCUUGCUCAUGAUAAUAUCGGAUAAAAGAUUAUAAUUUUUCACGAAAGUAGGUAGGUAC